CCUUAAGUUGAGUUGUCAUCUUCAAUAUGAAACGAUCAACGCCAAUUACAUAUUCAAUAAAUUCUUGGAAAAUUUGCAAGCUGCACGGAAAAACAACAAGCUAACGGCCCAUGUCAUUUAAAAGAUUAAAGUAGAUGUUUAAACGCAGAAAAAUGGGAUCAUUGUGAAAGUGAUGAAGUCGAGAGUAAAAUAUUCAAGAAUGUUACAUAUAUGUUCAAUUAAUUGACUUUAUUUAAAGUCUAGUGACUUCUCUUUUCCACAAGCUUUGCCACCGGACACCAGGCAGUCACAUUCUCUCUCCUCUCUCUCUCUCUCUCUCUUUCUAGACAUUGCAGAUCUUCAGAGGCGGUGACCUAACAAGAGAAUAAGCUUCUGCUAGAAAUGGGACUCUCCUUCAGAUCUCUGUUGAGAGUCACAACUCCCACAGUUUUGCUGUUUUUCUUGCUCUCUUGCUUCAGCUUCACUUCUACAGAAGCCUACGAUGCGCUUGAUCCUAAUGGCAAUAUCACAAUUAAGUGGGAUGUCAUCACUUGGACACCCGAUGGCUAUGUGGCUGUUGUGACGAUGUUCAACUUCCAACAAUACCGUCACAUUGCAGCACCUGGUUGGACUUUGGGAUGGACUUGGGCGAAGAAAGAAGUGAUUUGGAGCAUGAUGGGUGGUCAAACCACCGAGCAAGGAGAUUGCUCGAGAUAUAAAGGAAACAUUCCACAUUGUUGUAAGAAAGAUCCAACGGUGGUUGACUUAUUGCCUGGAACUCCUUAUAACCAACAAAUUGCAAAUUGUUGUAAAGGAGGGGUGAUUAAUUCAUGGGGGCAAGAUCCGAACAAUGCUGCAAGCUCUUUCCAGAUUAGUGUUGGUGCAGCCGGAACUACCAAUAAAACAGUUAGGGUGCCCAAGAAUUUCACACUUAAAGCACCAGGGCCCGGUUAUACUUGUGGACCUGCGAAAAUCGUGAAACCUACUAAAUUUGUCACCUCGGAUGGAAGAAGAACGACACAAGCAAUGAUGACAUGGAACGUGACAUGCACGUAUUCGCAGUUUCUUGCUCAAAAAACUCCAUCAUGUUGUGUUUCACUAUCAUCUUUUUACAAUGACACAAUCGUCCCUUGCCCUACAUGUACCUGUGGUUGCCAAAACAACCUUACUCAGCCAGGAAGCUGCGUGAACCCGGAGUCACCAUACAUUGCCUCAGUUGUUUCUGCUCGGGAAAAGAGUAAUAACUUGUCGCCUCUUGUCCAAUGUACCAGUCAUAUGUGCCCGAUUCGUGUCCAUUGGCACGUGAAGCUGAACUACAAGGAUUAUUGGCGGGUGAAGGUCACGAUAACGAACUUCAAUUACAGGAUGAAUUAUAGCCAGUGGAACUUAGUUGUCCAACACCCCAACUUUGACAAUCUUACACAGAUAUUCAGCUUCAACUACAAGCCACUAAAUCCAUACCAAAACAUAAAUGACACUGCAAUGUUAUAUGGUGUGAAAUUCUACAAUGACUUUCUCGAGCAAGCCGGGCAUAAUGGAAACGUUCAGUCGGAGCUUCUAUUCCGAAAGGACAAAUCUACUUUCACAUUUGAGAAGGGAUGGGGUUUCCCUAGAAGAAUCUACUUCAAUGGUGAUAACUGCGUCAUGCCACCUCCGGAUGCAUAUCCAUAUCUACCAAACGCCAGUUUACGACAAAAUGUCUCCCUGCUGAUGCUAUUCAUCACUCUGUUCGUAUCUAUCGCGUUCCACUUCUCAUAUGUCUGAGAAUCUUCCGUCUUCAACAGCAGUUUGUUGUGGAAGUCCAAGAAGAUCAACCAACUCAAAUUCUUCGUCCCUGUGUCGUUUCGACAUAUUCACGCAAUACAGGUGCACAAAAUCUGCGACGAGCAUAAGAUUUCUAACUGUAAUUGUUGGUGGAUCCUGUCUACUUAUUUCCUGUGGUGUUCAUGUUCAUAAAUUUUUGAUAGAAAUGUAACAAGACGAGAACAAUUUGAUACAUUGCUCUGCAAUUAAAUUAUCUCUUUUCAGCCUACUUAA
Salvia miltiorrhiza (redroot sage) is the source of this 2016-nucleotide messenger RNA. Its product is annotated as protein COBRA-like. The record is from RefSeq and is a predicted model, not a curated record. NCBI's taxonomy places the organism in Eukaryota, Viridiplantae, Streptophyta, Magnoliopsida, Lamiales, Lamiaceae. Gene Ontology annotation, cellular component: plasma membrane. Bases 382 to 1743 code for a protein of 453 amino acids. Gene Ontology annotation, biological process: cellulose microfibril organization; plant-type cell wall cellulose biosynthetic process. The transcript has 6 exons.